GUCUAAAAAUCACUUUGAUUACUUGUGGUAUCCGUUAACCAACGUUACCCACCUCUGUUAGUGCCGUUACUCUAACACCAUUCCACUCAAAAAGACAAUAGCAAUGGAAUUAAAUCACUUUCCUUUGAGAAAAUAAAAGCUUCCCUUUACCCGGUACACCUCUGUUCGAGAUUGUGAUCCACUCCAUCAAUAUCAACCCGUGAAACCCUCAGCAUCAAGAGAAGAUAGCAGUCCGAUCAAAACCCAUGUGAAGGACAUUGAUGAUUUUCUCUCUUGAUUUAAACAACAGUAAUUUCAGUGAAGGUUUCUUGAUGGUUAUGUGUUAGUGGGUGGCGCCUCCGGCACCAUUCCGAUGGCUCCUUGCCUUCCGUUUGCCAAGAUUUUUGGUGUACAUGGGAGGUGGGUUUGUGAAUGGAGGUCGCUGCUGAGUGAAAGGGAUGGAUAAGAUGGAGAUAAAUAAUGUUUUGAUGUGGCAUUUUUUUGACCUUCAGAUGUUUUAUGUGCCACAUGUCUUUCAUCCGGGUAAAAACUGGAGAAAAUUGAAGAAUUUUGAACGGGAGGGGAGCUGGACCCUUGUUUGGUAAGUAAAAAGCCCCUUUUGGAUUCUUUUCAUUCUUCAAAGAGUUGUUGAAAACACAAAGGCAAAGGUUGAUCUUUGAAUUGGAAAAAAAGUGGAUCUAGAAUUCUGCUCAGACGUUCACCAUCAUCACUUUUUCACCUCCAGAGGUAGAAGAGAUGUGCGGAUCGGAUACAGGAGGGUAUUAAGCAGCUUUAAGCCACGGAUUUUAGGGAGGAAAGGAAAAUCUCAUUCUGGUGCUGAAUGGUUUGAGUUGUGAUUUUGUAAGAGAGGUGCAGCAGCUAUCUAAAUUUUUUAUACCCAUCUUGCUUACUGCAAUUGCCAAAGUCCUUCACCAUGGGAAGAAAAAGCAAAUCCCAUUCCGACCCAACAACCAGCAUGGCCAAGAAGAAGGCCAAAGCAGAAAAAGCAGAUGAAAAAGUCGGCGGCACUGACAUUAUCUCACAGCUUCACCCAAAUAUUGUUAUAGACAUUCUGUCACGACUGCCCUUUAAUACCCUGUUCAGCUGUAGGUGCGUUUGCAAGACAUGGCUACAUCUUCUGGUUGACCCCAGUUUUGCUCAAUUGUAUCGCGCAAGAGCAAACCCCUGCAUCAUCCUCCAACCCAGAAACAAAAACCGUCAACAGCAUCUCUACGCAGUUCAUUUUGACAAUAGAAAUUAUGUGCGUAACUCUAGAGUAAAGUUUGCCACUGAAACCCAUUUAGGUAUGGGAUGUAAUGUGAAACUUAGACUGUUGGAUUCAUGCAAUGGGUUGAUUUUGCUAGGCGAGAUGUAUCGGUAUCAACGUCAAAACCUUGUGAAAUUGGAUCAAUUAUAUGUUUGUAAUCCUAUAACGGGUGAGUUCGUCAUAGUUAGGCCUGGUUUCAACCUAACAUCUUCUGCCAUGUGUCCUUGCCUUGGCUUUUGUCCCAAAUCUCAAGUAUACAAGGUGGUUCUCUUGUCCAAAAAGAAGCUUGUAGCUGAAGUUAAUAACAACAUGGUGACUCUUGUGUACACACUUGGAGAGAAGGGUAAUGGUCUUUGGAAGAGUGUUAAUGUUGGAGAUGGUUUGCUCGAUCAGCCAAAAAAUACUACUUUUCUCAAUGGAAUUAUUCAUUGGGUUGUGAGAUCCCAUACUGUACCUCAGUUUAUAUAUUCCUUUGAUGUGGAGGAUGAGUGUUUUCGACUGGUUCCACCACCUCCUGAGUUUGUGUCACCUGAUCGAACUACAUGGUCAAAGUGGGGGAUCAAUCUUGGGGUGUUGGAAGGUCGUCUUGCCAUUGUUGAACGUGCUAAAGGUGAUUUUUGGUGCUUUCACAUAUGGGUAAUGAAGGACUAUGGUGUUCAAGCAUCUUGGACUAAGACAUACACUAUGGACUUCAUGAUGGGAAAAGUAAAACUAAAGCAUUAUUCUUCCAUUUCACAAAUCCUAGGGUUGUGUCGCAAUGGUGACAUUUUAUUCACACAUCAUCGCAGGAAUUUGGUUUCUUUCAAUCCAGUGAACCCAAGUUUCAAGAUUCAUAAGAUUGACAAACUGUGUAACUUUCUGAUGCAUCCUUAUAUUCCCAACCUUUCUUCACUUAGGGAUAUAGCAAGAGGAGAACCGCUGUUCAAUGCCACAUUGAGGUAGAAUCUACGAGGAUUAUCAACUUCUGAUUGCCACAUCAAUUUGCGAGAUCUUCAUAAAUAUUUGCAUCACUUUUGGAGUAACACAUUUUGUUACAGUAUAUGGAUGGAUACUCUCCAACACAGUAUAUGACCACUGUGUUGGCAUGAACUCAAUGCUAAAUUAUGCUAAUUUGGAUUAAAUAUUACAUCUAUAUGGUUUCUUAUGCUGUAAUCAUUUUCAGUAACUCUUGACUUUCUUAUGCAAAUGAAAAUAGCAUUCAAAUCCAUAUUAUUUAUGAGA
This is a messenger RNA of Quercus robur (English oak), 2467 nucleotides long. RefSeq names its product F-box protein At3g07870-like. Gene Ontology annotation, molecular function: protein binding. The record is from RefSeq and is a predicted model, not a curated record. NCBI's taxonomy places the organism in Eukaryota, Viridiplantae, Streptophyta, Magnoliopsida, Fagales, Fagaceae. Bases 914 to 2188 code for a protein of 424 amino acids. The transcript has 5 exons.